AGUAGUCCGGCUGUCCAGAGUUGCUGCGGCCAUGGAAGAAGGAAAUGUGGACUCCAGCCAUUCUCAAGAGGCGCAAAGCCAGUCUCAUUCAACGUACCUAUCAAAUCCAUUGAUGGGCGAUUUGGCUUCUGACUGGUCUCCUUUACAUGAUGCUUCCAUCCAUGGGUGUUUGCUCACUCUAAAGAAACUCAUCAAUCAGGGGAUCAGCGUGAACCUUCUGACCGCUGAUCAUGUGUCGCCUCUUCAUGAAGCCUGUUUAGGGGGACAUUCUGCUUGCGCCAGUGUCCUAUUAAAACAUGGGGCCCAUGUAAAUGGAGCUACUAUAGACUGGAACACGCCUUUAUUCAAUGCUUGUGUCAGUGGCAGCAAAGAGUGCUUGAACUUGUUACUACAACAUGGAGCCAGCCCGCAUGCAGUGUGUGAUUUGGCAUCACCUAUCCAUGAAGCUGCUAAGAGAGGCCAUAUCAAAUGUGUGGAGUCCCUUGUGUCCCAUGGAGUCAAUAUAGAUCACAAUAUCAAGCAUCUCGGUACCCCACUGUAUGUCGCUUGUGAGCACCAGCAAGUGGAUUGUGCCAAAAAAUUGCUUGAGUCAGGAGCAAGUGCAAAUGACGGGAAAGGUCUGGAGUCCCCUCUUCACGCAGCUGCUCAAAAUGCCAGCGCUGAGCUGGUGCAUUUGCUCAUUGACUUUGGAGCGGACCCGAGUGCUUUGAAUGGCCAAGGCAAAAAGCCAGCAGAGCUGGUUCCACCAAACAGUACCGUAGCACAGAUAUUUCUGCAGAGAGAAGGGCCCUUGUCCUUGAUGUUGUUGUGUCGCUUGUGCAUAAGGAGGUGCGUGGGAUCCAAACAGCAACACGGAAUAAGCCAGCUUCUGUUGCCAGAUGAGCUGAAGCGGUUUCUCUUGUAUCUUUAACCCUUUUAUAUUGUCUAUUGUAUUAUUAAAGCUUUGUUUCU
Molecule: messenger RNA, 951 nt
Organism: Euleptes europaea (tarantolino)
Lineage: Eukaryota; Metazoa; Chordata; Lepidosauria; Squamata; Sphaerodactylidae
Gene: ASB9
Product: ankyrin repeat and SOCS box containing 9
Exons: 7
Coding region: 32-910 (292 amino acids)
Biological process (GO): positive regulation of protein catabolic process; intracellular signal transduction; protein ubiquitination
Molecular function (GO): protein binding
Source: RefSeq, a predicted model, not a curated record